Labeo rohita (rohu) is the source of this 3412-nucleotide messenger RNA. Its product is annotated as nucleus accumbens-associated protein 2. The record is from RefSeq and is a predicted model, not a curated record. Bases 317 to 2029 code for a protein of 570 amino acids. Gene Ontology annotation, molecular function: protein binding; RNA polymerase II cis-regulatory region sequence-specific DNA binding; DNA-binding transcription factor activity, RNA polymerase II-specific. The transcript is spliced from 6 exons. NCBI's taxonomy places the organism in Eukaryota, Metazoa, Chordata, Actinopteri, Cypriniformes, Cyprinidae. Gene Ontology annotation, biological process: regulation of transcription by RNA polymerase II.
UUCAGUCUCACUCCCUCCCCCUCUCUCCCUAGUCUCUGUGUCUGUGCCUAUAGCCUCUCUCCCCCUUUCUGUGACAUACAGUAGAUGGUGCAUCGAUUGCACACAGACGCUUGCUUUCCCUCUCGCUGGCUCAGUCCUGUGCGGGGAGGAAGCGGACGGAUUGAGACGUAUCUCUCUGCUUCUCAAGCUACCUUUCCUCAUGCUGAGCUGCUGUGAGGAGCCUGCCUGCAUUCUCUCUCUCUCAUCUCGGAAGAUUCUGCUAUAGAGAUGUCUGGUGAGAACCUCCUGUCUUCUCCAGAGAUCUGAAACGGGCAUUAUGUCUCAACUCCUGCACAUGGAGAUUCCAAACUUCGGCAGCACUGUUCUGGACAGCCUGAACGAACAGCGGCUGCUGGGCCAGCACUGCGAUGUGGCCAUCAUGGUCAACGGACAGGCCUUCAAGGCCCACCGCGCCGUCUUGGCGGCCAGCAGCCUCUACUUCCGUGAUCUGUUCAGCGGUAGUGCCCAGACACUCUUCGAGCUGCCCUCGUCCGUGGCCCCGUCCUGCUUCCAGCAGAUCCUGUCCUUCUGCUACACGGGCCGGAUGACGGUGAGUGCCAGCGAUCAGCUGAUGGUCAUGUACACCGCAGGCUACCUUCAGAUCCAGAACAUCGUAGAGCGAGGUAUGGACCUCAUGUUCAAGGCCAGCGCUCCGUACUGCGACUCGCAGACAUCUGCCACAGACGAUCCCCCGAGCCCAAACAACAACAACUCCUCCCUGUUGCUAAGCGACCAGCCCACAACUGUCUGCAAGAUCAAGGAAGAGAAGCUGGAGACCCCGGUGUGCGCUCAGAACGGGGAACUAAAGCACUCCGAGGAGGACAGGGGACCAAGGGGCAGAUCUUCAAGGAAUGGCACUCUUUUCUACACAAGUGGAGGCGUGAACGGGGUCAUACCUGUGAUGCACGCUUACGAGCACUCGACCCGAGAUCACGCCAGUCCCGGUGCCUCUAGCCUCCCGACCACAGACAGCCCAACUUCACACCAAAACGAGGAGGAGGACUUUGAAGACGACUCAUACGAGAGCCUGACCAACGGGAAGAUCUUCGGGGGAUCGUCCGGGAUCUAUGGCAUACAAGAGAAGAUGGAGGUGUCCUCCCUGCCUCUGUCCUUGGAGAACCGUUUCUGCGUACUGUUAGGAGGAGACAGAGAGGCUCUGCCUGCCGGACUCAUCAGCCAGAUCGGCUACCGUUGCCACCCCGCUCUCUACACGGAGGGCGACCCUGGAGAGAGGCUGGAGCUGAUUGCAGGAUCUGGUGUCUUCAUGACUCGCGGGCAGCUGAUGAACUGUCACCUCUGCGCCGGGGUCAAACACAAAGUCUUGCUGAGACGCCUUCUCGCUGCUUUUUUUGACAGGAACACACUGGCUGACAGCUGUGGGACUGGAAUACGUUCCUCCAACUGUGAUCCGAAUCGCAAGCCACUGGACAGUCGCAUACUCAACACAGUGAAACUCUACUGUCAGAACUUUGCCCCUAACUUCAAAGAAAGCGAGAUGAAUGUGAUCGCCGCAGACAUGUGCACCAACGCCCGGAGAGUUCGCAAGCGCUGGCUCCCCAAGAUCAAGUCCAUGCUUCCAGAGGCGAUCGAGGUGUACAGGGGGACUGCGGUCCUGAGCCAGGUGGAAGGAGCUACCCAGCCAGGCGGUGGCUUUCCCUUUGAGUCAGAGUUCAAACACCUGGCAGCGUCAAAUCUGACUCUGGAGCAGCAUCUCUAUGGAGACUGCAGAGAGACACUGAGGAAUGGCUCUCACUUCAAUAUGGAAGAAAGGUCCCAAAAAGGUGAAGAAGCCAAGACUGAGCCAUCCCGAGCCAAAGAGCCAGACAACCCGCAGGAAGUUGAAAGGCUUCCGGAGAGCCCCGAGAGAGCGGCCAGCGUGCUCGCCCUCAACCCUGCCAGCAAGAAAGGGGAAAAAGAGCGUGCAACCAGCAGCCCCAGAUCACAGAGAGAGGAACAGAACAGACAGAGACCACAAAAAGACGAUCAGUGACUUCCUCCACUUCAUACUAUUAAAAACUGGUCUGCAGCUUCUCACACCAAAAAGGAUCACUAUCAGUAAAGGCAAACCUCUAAUGCCACUGAACAUUACAUUAAAGCUGCAUGAUCAUGGGAACUGGACAUUUUCCAGGAUAGACUGAAAAACAUCUUCAUUAACUACAGUUGUGAUAACAAGUUUACCUACCCCUUGCAGAAUCUACAAAAUGCUUUUUAAAAAUAAAUAAAUAAGGGAUCGUAACAAUUCCAUUUUAGUUUAUUACUCACCUUACAAAGCCUUUUGAGAGAUAUUUACAGUUAUUCCACAAGACAAAGUAAUUAAAUUUAUACAACUGAGCCUUUUCAAAAGUUUACACACCCUUGGAUUUUAAUAUCACAUACUGCAUCCUCAAGCAUCACUGACUGUUUGUAGGUCUUCUGGUUUGUCCUGAGCAGUUAAGCCGUUUUUGACAAAGCCUCCAGGUCCCGUAAGUUAUUUGGUUUCCCAGCAUGCUCUGCACAUUUAAGUUCUUCUACAGUAGCUAUAUAAUGCUGAUAUCCAGUUUUGCUGCUCUAGACAAUUGAGGGACUCAUACAAAACUUGUUUUGAUGCUUGAGGCAACUUAUAAUAUUAAGAAUCAAAGGUAUGUAAACAUCUGAUUAGGAUUUUUGUGUAAUUUAUUUAGUUUUUCUUUACGCAUCUGUUAUGCAGCUUCUUCAGGGCAGUACUAAAUUACUAAAAAAACAAUUUUUAAGAUCUUGUUUUUAAAGAACACUAAAUGUUGAUUCCCCAAGGGGUAUGCAAACAUCUGAGCACGACUGUCUAAGAAAUCGUAAGGAUCUUUAAUGAAGCCAUUUAAAUGAAGCAUACGUAAAUACCGGCACAUAUACAAGCCCAGUACAUUAAGGCAAUCUGCAGUGCGUUUUUUAUGAAUGCAUGUGAUGCAUAAGCUCUGGCAUUUCUGACUAAAUACUCUUGCCAAUUACAGAAACAAAUGGAUCAUGGACUUUUGCAUGGCAAAACAAGUGAAGGACAAAGGCUCUCCUUAAUAUAACACGACUUACAUGCUUCAGAAAUCAACUAUACUGCUUUGACUCCAGCAGGACAGUGGGGUUGCUAUGUACAAAGCUGACUGUGGGACUGCUGAGUUCAGUACAGUAAGGGAAGCUGAACAGAGAACAACAGUUCUCUAGAGAGUAGCCUGGACUCUCAGUUUUCCCUCUCAAGCUUUUUAAUCUUACUCUUGUUCUCAAGCUGCUGUAUAGUAAAUGCUUGCCUGUUUUUUUGCAUAUCAGCUGGUCUGGACAUUUGAAACGUGAUUGUAUGAUUGUUUUUGGAAGCGAAAUAAAGGAAAGGAUUAUUUUGAGGGAUAAUUAGGUUAUGCCUAUUAUUGUUUGU